Molecule: messenger RNA, 1662 nt
Organism: Ostrea edulis (European flat oyster)
Lineage: Eukaryota; Metazoa; Mollusca; Bivalvia; Ostreida; Ostreidae
Product: tektin-1-like
Exons: 7
Coding region: 113-1321 (402 amino acids)
Biological process (GO): cilium assembly; cilium movement involved in cell motility
Cellular component (GO): microtubule cytoskeleton; nucleus
Source: RefSeq, a predicted model, not a curated record
CACCCCGACCAAUCAACUGAACGCUCUCAUUUUGCUGUAGCAACAGCCGUUGCCAGGUACUCCAUGAAGGUUUGCUGAUCACGAAAGGUGUGUUUACAUCAACGGAAGAAAGAUGGCUAAGAUAGUUCAGGGUCCACCUCGUUUCACUCAUCCUGAGUGGACAACAUCCAACUUAACACACUAUGCAAAUGCAGAAUCAGAGAGAGCUGCAGCAGAAAGACUGGUGGAGGAGUCUAAACGCUUAACUGAUGAAACAGCAAAACGCACUGAUAAGACACAGAGAGAUGUGGAAAAAAAAUUCGAACAGAGAAUUGAUGACAUCAAAUACUGGAAGAAGGAGUUGGACGAUAAGCUUAGCAGUUUGGUCACAGAAAUUGACAGUCUUAUUGCCUUUAAGGCCAGAGUAGAGAAGGCUUUAGAAGCCACUGCUGAGCCCCUCCACAUAGCCAAGCAGUGCUUACUGAACAGGGAGAAGAGAACCUCCAUUGACUUGGUCCAUGACGAUGUACAAAAGGAGCUGAUCAAAGAAGUAGAAGCAAUAGAAGGUGUCCAAGCCCUCCUUAACAGAACUCUACAACAAACCACUGAACAAAUAAGAUUAAACAGGAAAGCUAAAUAUCAACUAGAAAAAGAUUUGAAAGAUAAGUUUGGAGCUCUGUCAAUUGAUGAAUACUGUGCAGAAAUAAGAAACAAUUCAGCAGGAUUAAAGUUCAAAGAUGGCGCUGCCAAAAUUGAAUCAAACUCUGUGUGCCCCGAAGAUUGGCAAGAUUUCUCUGAUGCUAACAUCCAGAAUGCGGAGAGAGAACGCCAGAGUUCUGUGGAGCUUAGGACCCUGAUUGAUGGAAUCUUGCAACAAACCUCCAAUGACAUGCGCAAACAGUGCAGUGAUGUCAAUGUGGCUUUCAAUAAAAGAAUUUCCGAAACAAAAGACACCAAGAGCAAGCUGGAGGACCAUCUUAAUAAGGUUGUUGGACAAAUUAAGGAGAUUGAGGAGAAUAUUGCCCGUUUGAAGAAGGCUAUUGAUGACAAGGUCCUGCCUAUGCAGCUGGCUCAGACCCGACUGGACACACGAACAAACCGCCCCAACGUAGAACUGUGUCGUGACCCAGUCCAGUACAGACUCAUUGAAGAGGUGGGAGAAAUCGAGUCCUCUGCGUCUCAGCUCCAGGAGAGACUCAAGCAGACUGAGGACUCCCUUAAAGGACUCAUCCGCAACCAGCUAGCUCUGGAAGAGGAUAUUGGGGUCAAGGCCAAUACGUUGUUCAUUGAUGAGGUGGAGUGCAUGGGGAUGAGGAAGAGCAUAAACAUCCAGAAUUUCUAACACUACCCUACAACCUAACACAGUAUAUCUGUCUGAUUGAAUCUGUACUUAGUUACCAUUUAUCAAGCGAUCCGUUAUCCAGCCACUGUUAUGUGAGACAAUAAGUUUAUAGGUAUUCUGAUUUUUUUCUUUAAGUAAACACUACAUGUGCCUGCCUAUACACAGAGUACACACCACUUUUCAUAUCAUUGUUUUCAUUGUGGUCUACUUACAGUAGAAAUGGACUUAAAAUUGUUGAUUUUAAUGAGUAUUAAGAUAUUUCAUUGUUUUAUAAAUACUAUUUUUAAAUAUUACUUUGUGUAAUAUAUGAGAUGAAAGUGAAAUAAAGUUAUAUGUUUAAA